Messenger RNA from Lasiosphaeria miniovina, 2973 nucleotides. RefSeq names its product Hamartin protein-domain-containing protein. NCBI's taxonomy places the organism in Eukaryota, Fungi, Ascomycota, Sordariomycetes, Sordariales, Lasiosphaeriaceae. The transcript is spliced from 4 exons. The record is from RefSeq and is a predicted model, not a curated record. Gene Ontology annotation, cellular component: TSC1-TSC2 complex. Gene Ontology annotation, biological process: regulation of cell cycle; negative regulation of TOR signaling. Bases 1 to 2973 code for a protein of 990 amino acids.
AUGACUUCGUCCGGGUCUCUCAAGGAUCUCGCCAAAGCCGUCAAUGUCUUCCUACAGGCCCCCAGCCUGCCGAUACCCGCCGAGCUCGAUGCUGUGGUACACAGCUACCUGGUCAAGAAGGAAGGCGCCGACAACAACGAUGGUGAGCGCCUGAACGAUGAGCUGCUCUCCAUCUACGAGAAGACCGUAGCCGACCAUCCCAACAAGUACGCCCCCUUCCUCGCCGUCUUACGGGUGCUUCGCCCGGCCUUUGCAACCCCCGCCAGGACCUUUGAGUGGUGGGACAGGCUUCUCGACCCUGUCCUCCAGUGGGUGAGCCAGGAAAAGGGCUUGGCGCGCGAGGUCCUGAACCACACGCUCGAAGUCUUGUCCAUCGACGAAAGCUACGAUGCCGAGACGUGGAACGUGGCCGGUUCCGUCUCGUUUACCGAUCGGCUGCUGAAGAGAUGGGUUGAAGCUUGCGAGAGCGAACCGCAGGCGAGGUCGCCGUCUGACCUCAAGGAAAAGAUGACCAGGGAGGCCUUGAUGGUCUUUGGCAAGAAAGAUCCCAAGCUAACCGCCCUUGGCAAGGGAUUCAUGCUCUCUCUGAACAACCUAGUUGUCAAGAGAGAUUCGCGCAACCUCGCCUUCAGCCUUCUUUGUAAUUUCGUCUCGAGUCAGCCCCCUCAUCUUCAUCUCAUCUUGCAAACCCCGCUCUUUGUCAACAUACUGCAGUCACUGCAGAAGGACGACUCGACCGUGACCGUCAACCUGGCCUUGGUCGCUCUAAUCAUGCUGUUACCAUUUAUGCCCAGCUCCCUAGUACCGCUUCUGCCAACUCUGUUCAACAUCUACGCCAGGCUGUUGUUCUGGGACAGAGACACGUACUUUGCCCAGGAGCACACCGAGAUUGGCGCCGAGCACGGAGAUUCCUGGGAGAAGCGUCUCCUAGAUCCCGACCAUGACGGGAGAUCGAUUUUCUACCUCUCGGGGUACUUCACCAUUCUUUACGGCUUGUAUCCAAUCAACUUUGUCGACUACAUCCGGAAGCCCCAGCGGUACUUGCGCCACGCUAACAACGCUGAGGAUAUCGACGUCCAGGCCACAGAAAUCCGAGACCGGUCCGAGCGUUUCAGGAAACACCAUCUUCUGCACCCCAACUUCUACAACCUCACCAUUGAAUCCGAAAAGUCGGACCUGAGUCGCUGGAUUAAAAGUGAAGCUGACGAGGUCCUCGCGGAUUGCAUGGCGCUGGCCCUACCACCUAGGCCCGGAUCUGCCGACAUUGGCAGCAGUGCGCCACUCCCAGCAGUUGCUCUAUUCAACCUAGACGUGGGUGACCGAGAAGGUGUGGACUCGGCUCUCUUGGGCAGCUCAGACGAUGGGGCUGGUCCGUCGUACCAGGUCCACCCCACAGAUAUCUACACCGGCAGCCACACCGGCAGUCGGGCCACAAGCAAAAUGGAACGGAGGGGCUCCGAGUCGAGCUACCUUCCUUCGGGCUGCGAAUCGCUAGAUAUGAAGACGCGAGACGUUGGGGGCGACAGCCCUACCCUGCCGCCGCAUCUCAUCCACGCGUCCUCUCACACACAGCUUCAGGACAUGAUACGGUCUAACAAGGUUAUCAAGUCGAGUCUUAGCCAAUCUCUGGCCAACGAGAGCGUCAUGUCACUAGCCCUCAGCCCCCAGGAGUCAGUGGCCGAGAAGAGCCCAUCGCAGCCUCCGUUGCCCUCACAGCCUGCGCAGGCGCGUAGUGGCCUGAGCGCCGAGUCGAGUGACCAGCCGUCUCUCUUUUACCACCAGCGUCUUUUACUACUAAAUGAUUUGCAGUACGAGAGAUACAUAAAGCAGCAGCACAUGAUCCACAUGGGGGAGUUGCGCCGAAAGCAGGUGCGAGAAGCAGCCACCGAGGCCGAGACGCAGAAUCUCGUCAUGGCAAACCGAAGUCUGAGACAGCGGCUGGACGAGGCCAAGAGAGGAGAGGCGCAGGUUAAGAAGGAGUUUGACCACCGUCGUAACAUGACGCAGAAGCGGGAGAGUGACUUAAUGGCCAAGCUGCGGACCCUUCGCGAAGAGCAGAAGAAGUGGGGAAGCGAGAUGGCAGAGCUCAAGAAAGAGCUGGAUGUGGCCCAUGCAGAGUGUGAGAGUCUACGCCGGAUUGUCAACGAGGCCGAGGAGAAGAGGCUCGCGUCAGAACAAAGCCUCACGGCGUUUGAAAUAAGCGCCGACGAAAUCGAGGGUCUGAGGGCCGAGAUCUCGCGCCUAUCCGCCUCGGAACGUGCGUUCCAGGGAAAGGAACUAAAGGUUCGAACCGCACUGCAGGAGGCCGAUGACGCGAAGGGCAGGGCGGAGCAAUUGGCAAUAGAGCUUGCGGCCCUCGAGGAUCAGCUGCAGCAAUCGAGGGCCCGGUACGAGUCCCAGAUUGCCGAUCUAAACACAAAGCUCGCCAAGACGCUCGACGACACGCAGCGCACACGGGCCAGCGAAGCAUCGGCACUCUUUGAAAGCGCUCUCGCUGCAAGCCGGGCAAAGCAGAGCGAACUUCAGAAGCAGUACAGUAUGCUCAUGCGCAAGUACACAGUCCUGCAGUCGUCGCUGCUGGACAUGCAAUGUGACGCCAUGGAGAAGAAGGCAGCCGGCAACGAUACCGACGGAGAUGCCGACCUGGCGGUCAUGGCGGCGAGCCCCCCAAUUUCAAUCCGAAACCGACCCCAGAGAGGCUUCUCGGACCCCGAAGCCUUCGACGGCAUCUCGCACAACGCAACCCCGCCGCUGGAUCCCGUGUCUAGCUCGGUCGGAGCCGGGCGGCCAUCGACUCCGCUGGGGGCCCACGAUGCAUCGGGCAAGACGAGUCCACAUGCCGAGAGGUAUUUUGGAAGAGGCGGCGUCCAAAACGCCAUCAAAAAGGAGCGCAAAGACAAAAAGGACGACAAGGCAGACAAAAAAGACAAGAAGACGGCGUCUGGUCUUCGGGGAAUCCGGAGUUUUGUAUGA